AGUUUGGGCACAUUCAGUGAAAUGGGAGGGAGAGGACGUGGUAUUUUAGGAAAAAAGAAUGGCUUUGGUCGUGGUGGGUUCGGAAGAGGUGCUCCAUCAUCUAGUGAUAGCACAGGUGGAGCUGGCAAGGGUUUUGGACGAGGUGUUUUACGUGCUGGCUUCACGGUAAAUGGUAAUGACAAUGAACUCUCCAAUGACAUGUCGAGUCUGUCCGUCGGCAGACCAGGAGGAAUGUCCAACGGAUUUGGGAAGUCGGAGAACAAUUCUGGUGGAAGUGGUUUUGGAUCUCGAGGAGGGUUUGGUGGAGGGGGAGGAGGAUUUGGAAACAAAUCGGAUACCAACAAUAACAACAGUGGGGGAGGUUUUGGGGGUGGAUCAUCCGGUGGAUUUGGGGGUGGAUCAUCUGGUGGAUUUGGUGGAGGGUCCUCAGGUGGAUUUGGAGCCAAGAAGGAAGGAGGCUUUGGUGGGGGUGGAGGAUUCAGUGGAGGUGGAGGCUUUGGGGCCAAAAAUGAUGGAGAAUCUUCUGGCUUUGGAGGAGGCUUUGGUGGUGGUGACCGACCUCCAAGGGGAGGUGGAUUUGGAGGUGGGGGCGGUGGCUCUGGCUGUCGGAACUGUGGUGAGGAAGGGCACUUUGCGAGGGAUUGUCCGAAGCCCCGCAGUGGUGGUGGAGGUGGUGACAAGGGGUGCAGAAACUGUGGUGAAGAGGGCCACUUUGCCAGAGAGUGUCCAAAUCCUAAAAGUGGAGGUGGUGGAGGUGGAGGGGGGAAGUGCUUCAAAUGUCAGGAGGAAGGACACAUGGCAAGAGACUGUCCCAAUGCUCCACCAGUUGAUCCAGACAGACCUGCUCCUUAUGUACCACCUGCCCCAUCUGAAGACGAAGCUGAAAUCUUUAAAGUCAUACAGAAGGGAAUCAAUUUUAACAAGUAUGAUAAAAUUCCUGUAGAGGUAACAGGGAGAGAUCCCCCUCCAGCCAUCAAAAGCUUUGAUGAGGCUGGACUGUACGAGAAAUUCCUGGAAAAUGUCCGCAAAGCUCAGUAUGAGAAACCAACCCCAGUACAAAAGUACUCUAUUCCCAUAGUAAUGGCUGGCAGAGAUCUGAUGGCCUGUGCUCAGACAGGAUCUGGCAAAACGGCUGCCUUCCUGCUGCCUGUCUUGACAGGAAUGAUGAAAAAUGGAAUCUCUGGAAGCAGCUUCUCUGAAGUUCAAGAGCCCCAGGCUCUCGUGGUAGCCCCCACAAGAGAGCUUGCAGUACAGAUAUUUAUGGAUGCCCGUAAGUUUGCGUACGGCACCAUGUUGAGGCCAGUGGUGUUAUAUGGUGGGACCUCCGUGGGUUAUCAGCUCCGACAGGUCGAGCAGGGGACACACAUACUUGUAGGAACGCCAGGGAGGUUAAUCGACAUUAUUGGAAAGGGGAAGAUCAGUCUUGCAAAGUUGAAGUAUUUGAUUUUGGAUGAAGCGGACAGGAUGUUGGACAUGGGCUUCGGUCCAGACAUUCGAAAGAUUGUUGAGGAGUUGGGCACUCCCCCUAAAACAGAGAGACAGACCCUUAUGUUCUCUGCCACCUUUCCUAAAGAAAUUCAGGAGAUGGCUGGAGACUUCCUGAAUGAUUACCUCUUCUUGACCGUUGGCAGAGUGGGAGGGGCCUGUACUGAUGUAACACAGACAGUUUUUGAAGUUGACAGGCAGGAAAAGAGGUCAAGACUCUGUGACAUACUCACAGAAACAGGCACAGAGAAAACCCUGGUUUUUGUGGAACAGAAACGCAACGCAGAUUUCUUAGCAUCCUAUUUAUCUCAAAAUGGAUUUCCUACUACUAGUAUUCAUGGGGACCGUCUUCAAGCAGAGAGAGAGGAAGCUCUGCGAGACUUCAAGACGGGUAAAGCUCCCGUUUUGAUUGCUACAUCAGUGGCAGCACGUGGUCUGGAUAUCCCUCUCGUUAAACAUGUCAUUAAUUAUGAUCUCCCACAAUCCAUUGAUGAGUACGUCCACAGAAUCGGUAGAACAGGUCGCUGUGGGAACCUGGGCAAGGCCAUGAGUUUCUAUUCUAAUGAUACAGAUGGUGCUCUUGCCAAACCAUUGGUCAGAAUUUUGUCAGAUGCAAUGCAAGAAGUCCCAGACUGGCUAGAGGAGUACUCCAAGACCAGUAUGCCAGGGGCUGGUUAUGCUGAUGUGGGCGCCAAAUUUGGAGGCCGUGACAUUCGAAAAAAUCAGCCAAGGACCAGAGAGACCCACAAGGGGGAGGGUGGCUACCCUCUGGGGGCUGGUGGUUCUGUAUCCGUUGGAGCAGGUGGUGCCCAAGAAGAGGAUGAAGAAAACUGGGAUUAGGCCCUUUUUUUCCUCCAUGUAACUAAAAGGAAUGCCUCCCUGUGUAGGACAGAGAAUGUUUUUUGUUUGAAGCCAGGAAGGCUGUGAACACUAGGUGCUACAGGGACUGAAGUAGUGCUCUUUGCGUGUUUUAUUGUGUACAUAUGUUGAUACGUCUUAUUUGAUGGGCAUUACAGACAUCUCUUCCUUCGAAAGCAAAUUUUGGAUGUUGAACCUUCAAGAAAAAAUAGGGCAUGAAUUCAAGAAGUAAUCUUUGAAGAGAAAUAAAACAUCAAUAGAAGUCUUGCCCUAGAACUGAUUUACUCAUAAAAUCUGUAGAUUUGGACCAAUCCAAAUGGAAUUUUUUAAACAAAACCAAGAGAGAAUGUUGAUCAACAUAAAAUUGAUGGAUUGAAAAAUUACAUGGAUCCUUCAGAAAUUUAUUAAACCAAUGCUUAACACUUGAGGAGGGAUGUAGAAGGAUGAAUGUGAUGCGAACAUCGUGUUGUGAGAAACAAAGGAGAAAUGAUAUGUGGCGGUUUGACCCAGUAUCGGGUGUGCCGAGACAAACCCAAAAAUGACUGUAAUUCAGGGUCGCGUGGUCGAGCUCGGUGUGGGACAGUUAUUGGCAGCACGGUCUGUCGCUGAGCAUAACGAAUGGAAAGUAUGGAAGUGAAUUCUAGUCUCAUGUCAGACCUAGUGCAAUAAAUACCCAUGUCUUUCAGAGAACAUUUUAUUGUUGUUGUGAACUUUGAAUCUCAUCUCAUGGAUCACCGCAUUUCAGGGUAUCCUCAGGGUAGCAUCAUUGCCAAUCAUUGCCAACCAUCACACCAUAGCUCUAGUCCACUACCGCUGUGAUAUUCCAUCUGUUUUGUUUCUCAUUAUGAUUUUUUUUUUUUUAUAGUUUUCUGUUAUAUUUUUUUAAUUAAAAAAAAAAAACAUUAAAAAAAA
Saccostrea echinata is the source of this 3255-nucleotide messenger RNA. Its product is annotated as ATP-dependent RNA helicase DDX4-like. NCBI's taxonomy places the organism in Eukaryota, Metazoa, Mollusca, Bivalvia, Ostreida, Ostreidae. Gene Ontology annotation, biological process: cell differentiation; gamete generation. Gene Ontology annotation, cellular component: nucleus; P granule. The transcript has 15 exons. The coding region runs from base 22 to 2325 and encodes 767 amino acids. The record is from RefSeq and is a predicted model, not a curated record. Gene Ontology annotation, molecular function: zinc ion binding; RNA binding; ATP binding.